This is a messenger RNA of Drosophila miranda, 1009 nucleotides long. Its product is annotated as RNA polymerase-associated protein Rtf1. Gene Ontology annotation, cellular component: Cdc73/Paf1 complex. The transcript has a single exon. Gene Ontology annotation, molecular function: RNA polymerase II C-terminal domain phosphoserine binding; DNA binding. The record is from RefSeq and is a predicted model, not a curated record. Bases 99 to 851 code for a protein of 250 amino acids. NCBI's taxonomy places the organism in Eukaryota, Metazoa, Arthropoda, Insecta, Diptera, Drosophilidae.
UAGUCUCCUGUCGUUUCGGCAUAUAUUGGAGACCUGGAUUACAAUAAAAAUACCUUUCGAGAAGCCAAAUCGAACGAGAAAAAUAAAGUCAGUGCAGGAUGAACAGAAAAGCCAAACCGAGUCUGAGAAUUGAGAAGAGUCGUCGUCCCAUCUCGGAGAUCGCACAAGAGCUGAGACGUCUGAAGGCGUCGCCCUUGCGCAUUGAUGAUGAGAAGGAGUUGCUAAAGCCAUCAGUGAGCGACAGGCCAGUGAAGAGACUGGAUCAGCUGGAGCCGCUGAGACUGACCCGGCACCGCAUCACCCAGCUGCUGGUGCGUCCGGCCUUUGAGCAGGCGGUGACCAGCUGCUUUGUGCGCGUCAACAUCAACGGGCAGGGCGAGCAGUCAGAGUACCGCAUAGCUGAGAUCGUAGGCAUCGAGGAGCUGGGGCUUGGCUACUUUGUUGAUGGGAUACCCACCAAUAUCACGCUGCGACUGCGGUACCAUUGUGAGGUUAUGCCCCACGAGCUGAACGACAUUUCCAACAUGGCCUUCACCCUCCCGGAGUUCCAGCUGUGGUACGACUAUUGCGUCAACCAGGGCAUCAGUCCACCCACCAACAGCCUCAUUGCACGUAAGAAAAUCGAGUUAUAUAAUGCCCUCCAAAGCGAAGCCAAGUCCUUGGCCCUCAUCAAGCAAACCUGCUCUCUGAACAUGCGACCCGCUCACCGAGGUGGCAUCCUCGAGCGUCACGGCGCCACCUAUCCCUGGCACUUGCAACAUCCAACAGAGGCUACACCUUCCACUCUCAAACCGCCGUCGAAUCAGAAUGAGGAACUAAAAGUGGAGUUGGAGUUGGAUGAGUCUGGUUAGCCUGGCUUGGAAAGACCUUAAGAGACUCUGAUGCAAGCUCGACUCUACAGUCGACAUAUCCCAACCGCACUUACUGUUCAAAUUUGGCUUAUCUUUAUUAGUUUAUAAUUGAAUAAAUAUUUCGGCGUCGUUUCCAAAAAAAUCAUUUCAGAGCCCAU